Prunus armeniaca (apricot) is the source of this 168-nucleotide messenger RNA. NCBI's taxonomy places the organism in Eukaryota, Viridiplantae, Streptophyta, Magnoliopsida, Rosales, Rosaceae. The record is from the annotation of a GenBank genome assembly.
AUGGCUUUCGGGGUCUUCCUAGUUCUGGUUGUUCUAGCCAUGCGUGAAGUGAAAAUGGUUGGUGCUGCACCAAGUGCUGCCCAGUGCCACGAGGAGAGGACGCUCGCGAUGAAGGCAUGCAUGAUGGUGGUGUUUGGCAAGCGUCAACCGCGCCAUAAGGCUCACUGA